Molecule: messenger RNA, 1008 nt
Organism: Trichobilharzia szidati
Lineage: Eukaryota; Metazoa; Platyhelminthes; Trematoda; Strigeidida; Schistosomatidae
Source: the annotation of a GenBank genome assembly
AUGUUCAACUCUAUGAACAGUCACAUAGCUGUGAUAACGCUGCUGAUGUUUACCACGAUGAACGAAGCCAAAUUGACUAAGUUAGAAACCAUCGAGAAUUUGCUUUCGGAAGCUCGAGGAGAAUUACCCGGAUUAACCCAUUUGAUUAUCACCAGAGACGCAGAGAUUGAACAUUUGAAAGAUAAGAUUAUUCUUGAAACCGGAGGAAAAAGCAACAGCACCAUUGAGAAAUAUAUCAGCUGUUGGAGAGAGUAUUAUGGAACCUACUAUAGAUACAUGCUAUUCGAAAGGGUGAAAAACGGACUUGUACACAUACCUGGGGAUUAUGGUCCCUUCAUUGUGGAACAUUCUCUCCGACAAUAUUACAAGGAAGAGGCUAAUGCUCACGAAGCUCAAUGGCGAUCAGUAUCAGCAACAGUCGACUGUGAACAUUACAAACCGUCAGGAAACGAAAAAGAUCUUCAGCAAUUGAAGCAUGCAAUAGAAAAUUCAUUCCGUAGCAAAAUGCUCUAUAGUCAAAAUGAUUUGCUCAUGGAAAUUUACGAAACUGCCAUUAAGAAGUUGAAACCCAAAUUGACUAAGUUAGAAACCAUCGAGAAUUUGCUUUCGGAAGCUCGAGGAGAAUUACCCGGAUUAACCCAUUUGAUUAUCACCAGAGACGCAGAGAUUGAACAUUUGAAAGAUAAGAUUAUUCUUGAAACUGGAGGAAAAAGCAACAGCACCAUUGAGAAAUAUAUCAGCUGUUGGAGAGAGUAUUAUGGAACCUACUAUAGAUACAUGCUAUUCGAAAGGGUGAAAAACGGACUUGUACACAUACCUGGGGAUUAUGGUCCCUUCAUUGUGGAACAUUCUCUCCGACAAUAUUACAAAGAAGAGGCUAAGGCUCACGAAGCUCAAUGGCGAUCAGUAUCAGCAACAGUCGACUGUGAACAUUACAAACCGUCAGGAAACGAAAAAGAUCUUCAGCAAUUGAAGCAUGCAAUAGAAAAUUCAUUCCGUAGCAAAAUG